Messenger RNA from Sipha flava (yellow sugarcane aphid), 3403 nucleotides. RefSeq lists its product as uncharacterized. The record is from RefSeq and is a predicted model, not a curated record. Bases 469 to 3324 code for a protein of 951 amino acids. NCBI's taxonomy places the organism in Eukaryota, Metazoa, Arthropoda, Insecta, Hemiptera, Aphididae. The transcript is spliced from 12 exons.
CCAUGGUUGAGACAGUACUGGGCAUAGACAAGAAUAUCAGUACUGGCUCUUGGGUGGUACUGUGGUAGUACUGUAACAAUUUGUAACACCAGCAGCUGUUGGCUAUGGUUUUGUUGGGCAAACAUGAAUAAACGGGCUACGAUUACGAAUGGUACACCGAUAGUUGAUACUAUAAACCGUAUACGCUUACCGUAAACCCAAAUUGUGUUGUAAAUCGUGUUUCGCGUUCGUGUCGUGAACCGUCCGAACAAAUGACGUUUUGACGUUAUCGUCAUGGAAAGUUCAUUUUUUCACGAAUUACAAAAUAAUAGAAGACACCGGUUCGCGAAAUGUCAUGUCUUCUAAAAUAUUUGAUUUUACAUUAUAGAUAAUUUAUACAGUAGUUACACUGAUUUACAGUCCGUAGACAAAUAAUUUACCUCAAUCGUUCUAGUUUUAUCGUUAGUGCUUGUGGUCCUGCGACUAAAAAUGGCAGACCAUAGUUAUUGUGAUAAUGAGAAUGUAAUAGAAUUCACUGAAAAUUAUGAAUCAAAAUAUGUAAUAUCCAUGUCAGAUGAUCCUGAUUAUCAAGAAGCACCUAAAUCUGGACCUCAAACAAGACUUAAAUCAAAAAUUAAAUUGGAGCAAUCUCAAUCUACUUGGGCUCCAGUUCGCACUGCUCCAGGUUUACGGCCAAAUUGUAUGAUUUUUUAUGAUGGAAAUGGAUUUGCCUACCACAACCAUAAGAUUGCAAAUAAUAAAAAAUAUUUAAAAUGUACACAAAAAAGUAUAAAAAAAAAACCAUGCCCUGCUAGAGCAGUUAUAAGAAAUUACGACAAUAUGAUUCGUCAUUCAGGAGAACCACACACACAUAAUCCAAGAAACUAUGACGAAGAUUUACUAAAAAGGAACUUUUUGAUGAAAAUUAGGGAAAGAGCAAUCAAUGAAAACACACCAAAUAGAAGAAUUUUUGAUGAAGAAAUUAAAAAAACUCCAAAACUAAGGGGCAAAGUAUCCUUUUCAAGUACUGCUAGAAGAAUGCAGAGAUUUCGACAACCACAAAAAAUGCAAGGUCCAUUAUUUCCUAUAGAAGAUGAUGAACUCAUUAAUGCAAUUAAUGACUACAAAAACAUUUCUGAUGAGGAUAUCAAUUGUAGUGAAAAUCUUAAGUCAAAUAGUCCAUCACUUGAUGAAUUUAAUGCAGAAAAUCAUAUGGAAGUAAUAGAGGUUGAUGAUGUUUAUAUGUAUAAUAAUGAAGUUAUUGAUGAAAAUGAGACCUUAAACGAAAAAGAUGAUAAAGAAAAUAUUUCUAAAAAUCUACAAAAGGAAACCGAAAAAACUGUAAAUAUGUUUUGUUGUAUUUAUUGUAAUAAAUGGCAAGAAGCUCAAGUUUUUGAAUUUGUACCUAACCAAAAAUCUAAAACAAUUGAACUAAAGGAAAAAAUAGAGAAAACAAGUGAAGAAUUAUUAUCAUCUACUGAUUAUUCUAGUCCAGUAACUACUUCUAUUACUUCUGAAAAUUUAACUCCAAGUAAUGAUCAAAAUAAUAUUCUUGAUUAUUCUGAAAUUCCCGAGGAUAUAUCUCAAAAGUAUAAUGAUAAUACAGAAUUGUCAAAAAAAGAUCAGAGUAUGAAUAUGUGUUCAUAUACUAGUGUUUCAGAAACUGAUAAAUUAGGAAAAUCAAAAUUAAAUAAAACUUCUAAUCAAGAAAAUAAAAAAAAGGGCAAGCGAAAAGGUUUUUUACAGAUGAGAAUUGAUUCAACAAUAUAUUUUGAUAAUAUGGGUUACAGUUAUCAAAUACAAAAUGAAAAAAAUGAUAAAAAAUACCUUAGAUGUGUUGUUUGGGGAAAGAAGAAAUGUCCUGGACGAGCCCAUUUGAACAAGAAAACUUCCAAUAUUAUUAGAUCUAGAGGCCACAAUCACUUACCAUCAACUAACUCUGAUGCAGAAAAACAAGCUCGGGCAUUUUUACAUGCUAUUAAAGGAAGAGCUCAAGAUGAAAUUACUCCAUUAAGAACUAUAUAUGAAGAAGAAAUAUUAAAAUUUCCUCUUGCAGCCUCUGUUGUAAAUUACUCUAAUGCUACCAGACGAAUGCAACGCACAAGAAGAUUGAAAAAUCAACCGGAUUCAGUAUUAGAAAAAGAACCUCCUUUAUUAUUAUCAGUCCAAGUAAUUCCUGGUACUCGGCGUGGUACAUCUUUAUACAUGGACGAACUAGGCUAUUAUUACCAUAAUGAUUCUUUAACUAAUAAUGGAAAAAUAGUAAGAUGUACCAAAAAUAGGAAAACUUCCACUGAUGAAGCAUGUCAUUCUAGAGGAUUAUUACGUGCUUCUGGAGAGGGAUUUGUCAUUUAUCGCACUAAAGAUCAUAAUCAUCCACCAGGAGAUCUAAAAAGAAAUCCAAUGGAACGAUCAUUCAUUAAUACAUUAUGUGAACGAGCCCGAGAUGACUUACACCUGGGUCUCAAGGAUAUUUAUAAUGAAGAAGUAGAGAGGUUUCUUGAUGUAGCAGAUAAAAUACCUUAUCGAAUGGCAUGGCGAAGUAUGGCUAGAACACGACAACCUCCUAAAUCCUCUGGUGAAGUUAAAGUAGUUCGUGUGUUAGUAGUUUCAGGACUAUGGGAAGGAUAUACCCUUUAUAGAGAUGAAGUAGGAUUUUUAUAUUCAAUGAGGAAAGGAAGAAAAUAUGUAUGGUGUCACAUGAAUACAAAAUUAAAAUGUUUAGUUAAAGGCUCAAUUUCGAAUGAAAAUGAUGUCUCAAUGUUAGAAUAUACUGGGGAACACAAUCAUCCACCACUAGAUGAUGAUGAGUUUCAAGCAGCAAUUUUUAUUGAAAAAAUUAUGCUCAGAUGUUUAGAAAAUGAUAGUAAACCUAAAAAAUUAUAUGAAGAAGAAUUAAUUAAUUACCCUGGUGUUGAAAACCGUGUAUCAUUAGCAUAUGCACGUGAAAAAAUAAAAGCUAGAAGAAAAAGUUUAUUAAAAAAACAAUCAGCACAUGAAAACAUGGAAUAUUCCUGUGAACCAUUACAAUUUGUUGAGUUUUGGGAUGAUAACCACUAUAGUAGUGUUAAAGAUGAAGUGGAUGAUGAAGAUGAUUUUACAGAGGAUAUUAUAUACUCUGAAGAUGAGGAUUUUAAUGAAAAGGAUGAUCCACAUAGUGUUUAUUCUGAUGAACAAGGAUUCAAGUAUUCAGUUGUUAAUGUAAAAAAUAAAACUAGAUUUCUAGAAUGUAUAAAAAAACAGAAUGAAUGCAAGGCUCAAGGUGAAAUGUUCAGAAGUGAAAAUGGUGAUUGGCUAUUUGUUCUUCAUGAUUAUACCCAUAAUCAUUCACCACAUGAAGACUAGUAAAAUGAUGUAUAAAAAUAUGAAUACAAAUUAAUGGAUGAUAUUUAUAUAUUUGUUAACUAGAUUUCUAACAUAUUAU